UUUGUAAAAAUGUGCUAGGGUAUGAGUGGGACAGGAUUGUAAACUGUUCACGAGUUUCUUGGUUACAUGGCAGAGACAUAAAAUUGCUACCCUCAGCGUUUCCCUAUCAUAAACAUCUAUCAAUAUGCAAAUGACCUGCGCACGCACCCUCAUUUGGAAGGAGCAUGCCCUGAUUGGACGUCCAGGUCCACUUGUCACAGCUAACCACUUGUUGCCUCUUCCCCUCUACCUGGGGCCGCAGUCUUCCUGAGACGAGAGGAGGAACAAGUGUGGAUAGUGAAGCUGCUGUCACAUUCAGUCGACAAAAGAAAGCAGUUGAAGAAACCUCAUCUUACUGUGAACUAAUUAGAGAACUGCUGCACUAUCCUUUCAUCAUACCCUGAAUUGAAGCUAAAGAAAAACUGGUGUUGUCAUCGUAAGUGCACAUUCCACACUUCUAACUCUCCACAAUGCAGUCGUGGGUCGUGCUGCUCCUUGCUGUGCUGCUGUCGUGCUGCGGACCAUCUCUGUCGUACCCAGUCGGCCCUCCAACAGACGCAUGCGAGGACAUGUUCCCCAUUGGACACCACGCGGACGCUCACACCACCACACCGCCUUACGAGCUGGUGGUCAGCAGCACCAACCUCACAUCCAACACACAGUACAGUGUGACAGUUAGAGUCAAGUCCGGCCAGUCUACCUUCUUUAAAGGAAUAUUCGUGCAAGCACGUCUUGCCGACAACUGUAACAACGUUUCUCCCCUCGGCCACUUCAGCAUCUCGAGCAACGACAGCUUCCUGCAGUUAAUGCAGUGCAGCGCAGCAAACGACGCUGUGUCUCAGAAGAAUGACACUGUCCAGACUAACAAGAACUUUACCUGGACAUCACCAUCUGUCAUCCCGGGUACAGUCUACUUCAGGGCGACGGUGGUGUACAAUGAGAAGAUCUUUUGGACCGAUGUGUUCUCAGGCUUCCUGCUGCCGUCAGGCGCUAAACUAAACCCGCAGUACUGUCCUGUGCAGAAGACAAUGCAUCUAUCGACAACUUCCUUUGAGGAAUCGUCAGAUGCAUCGAUUGUCGCCCCUGCUCGGGUGCUGACGACUGUCGUGUGUGUUGUCGCUCUUGCUGCCAGGAUCUGACCUCGUAAAACUUUCGUCGUGUUAAAACAAAAACUCUUUCUCUCUAGUGUAGUCUGCUAAAAUUAAUCUCACAGUCACCUGAAAAGUAUUGCGCAGGAUUUUAAACAAUUUUUAUUUGCUUUGUGGGCGGUUGUUUUCUUCUUACAUGCCAGUUUGCGUUACAUUAAAAAAAGUAAAUGUUAAAUGAUUUAUUAAGAGCACAAUUCUUUCGAUUACUUGACUGCCUUUAAUUUUCUGUCGAAAUCUACUCAGGUACAAAGGGUAGGUAUAUUAUGUCCGUACACAGCAGGUGUUUGAUUUACACAUUGCACAAAUGAGGCGCAAAUGCUGUGUACAAUACUUUGUCUUUCUUUCUCAAGAUUAUUAUAUUAUGCUUACGAAAGUUGUAGAUAGUUUUUCUUUUUUUUUCUUAGAACAUUUAAAGUCUUUUUAUUGAUGUACAUAUCUGAACGAUGUUCACAAUAUAGGGAUCCGAAGCCCCAUUGUUUGUGUUUUGUUAUCAACCCAAGUGAUAAUGCUAAUAUCCUGUCAUGUCCCUUUUGUCCAAGUGUUCUGGAGUCAGAGUUGCAUGUUCUGUUUUUCUAUCCAAGAUACAUUGAAAUAUCCAUCUGCUUUUCGUUUAUCCACAUUACUAGAAAAGGCCUGCAAUUAAUUCUGUAUUAAUAAAUGUAUCAAAAUACAUUUACGAGAUAUUCGAAGUACGAAAUUUAAUUAACAAUUGAUUACUCAAUGUAUUAUGUAGUUUGUGUAAAUUAUGAUGCUUACUUUAUUGUACUUUUUGUAUUAUAUUGUUGGAUUACUAUGACCCUCUACAAUAAAUUCAAAUUCAAUUCAAUUCUCCCGAUUUUAUUAGAAUACCAGCUACUAAAAGUCCUAAGGGUAUGUUAUGCUGUGUGCUCUGUAAAAAUUUGUGUAUAUUCAUUACAGAAAUUUCUCU
Molecule: messenger RNA, 2055 nt
Organism: Pomacea canaliculata
Lineage: Eukaryota; Metazoa; Mollusca; Gastropoda; Architaenioglossa; Ampullariidae
Product: putative defense protein Hdd11-like
Exons: 5
Coding region: 450-1118 (222 amino acids)
Molecular function (GO): oxidoreductase activity, acting on metal ions
Source: RefSeq, a predicted model, not a curated record